Messenger RNA from Cydia fagiglandana, 361 nucleotides. RefSeq lists its product as uncharacterized. The coding region runs from base 18 to 356 and encodes 112 amino acids. The transcript has 2 exons. NCBI's taxonomy places the organism in Eukaryota, Metazoa, Arthropoda, Insecta, Lepidoptera, Tortricidae. The record is from RefSeq and is a predicted model, not a curated record.
UGUUGCUGGGGGCGGUAAUGUCAGAUACGCAUAAUAUAAUGGGGGAGCUACAAAUCUCCAAUUUUUAUGAUGACAGGGGCAUAGUUGUCCACCCCAAAUUCAGACAGUUAGGAAUCGCGAGAGAAUUUCUAAAGACUAGAUGUCUGGCUUGCGUGAUAAACAAUGUUCCGGCCACCGGUGCUCUCAUGACCUGCAUCGCUACUCAGAAGGCUGCUGAGAAAGACAAAUGGGAGACAGUCCUGAAGGUGGACCUACAGGAACUUGGCCGUAACCACGGCGUGACCUUCGAAGAUGGCGGCGUCAGCAAACUUAUGAUCUGGAAAAACCCGCAAUAUAAACCCCUACAAACUUUGUAAUCUUA